CUGGAGCUCGCGCACGCUGUAACGGGACUACUUCAGGAAAGAGCAGGGAAGUUUGUAUGGAUAUGAGGUUUUUUUCCCCUUGUGGAUAAACAGAGCUGCUAAAGGAGAACAACGUUUAGCAAACAGAAGGAGAGGCUUUUAAAGAUAUGUUCUAGGUUAAUUUAUCAUGAGUGGACAUAGAGUUUGACUUGCCAAACAAAUCAAAAUGCGAAGCGUACGCUGAGGAGGAGCUCAACGAAGACCGCCAAUGUUCACCUUUUCCUAGGCACUUUACAACAAGUUCUUUAAAUAUUUUUUUCGCUACUUGUUUCAGUAAAAACAACAACGGCGACAGCAUGGCAGAGCACGAAAGCUUGGAGUUUGGGAAGGCAGACUUUGUGCUUUUAGACAACGUGUCGAUGGAGGAAUUCAUGGGCAACUUAAAACUCAGGUUUGAGAAGGGGAGGAUCUACACCUACAUUGGUGAGGUGGUGGUGUCGGUGAACCCAUACCGUGCCAUGAACAUCUACAGCCGGGACACUGUAGAGCAGUACAAAGGUCGUGAACUAUACGAGAGGCCGCCACACCUCUUUGCCAUCGCUGAUGCUGCUUACAAAGCCAUGAAGAGAAGGAACAAAGACACUUGUAUUGUUAUCUCAGGGGAAAGUGGUGCAGGAAAAACCGAGGCCAGCAAGUACAUAAUGCAAUACAUAGCUGCUAUUACCAACCCUAAUCAGAGGGCGGAAGUUGAAAGAGUAAAAAAUAUGCUGCUGAAAUCCAACUGUGUCCUGGAGGCCUUUGGAAACGCCAAAACCAACCGCAAUGACAACUCCAGCCGCUUUGGCAAAUACAUGGACAUCAACUUUGACUUCAAAGGAGAUCCCAUUGGGGGCCACAUCAACAACUACCUACUGGAGAAGUCCAGGGUAAUUUUCCAGCAGGAAGGCGAGAGGAGUUUCCACUCGUUCUACCAGCUGUUGAAAGGAGGUCCGGAUUCCCUCUUACGCUCUCUUCACAUUCAAAAAGACCCAACGGCCUACAACUACAUCAAAGUUGGAGGCCAGAUUAAGUCUGGCAUCAAUGACAGCGCUGAUUUCAAAGCUGUAGCCGAUGCCAUGAAAGUAAUUGGGUUCACAGUCGACGAGAUUCAGACUGUUUACAAGAUCCUGGCCACCAUUCUUCAUCUGGGAAACCUGACCUUUGGAGUGGAUGGUGAUGUUACCCUGAUAGAGAACACAAAGCUUGUCUCUGUCAUUAAGGACCUCCUUUCCACCAAGGAGGAAAAUGUGCAGAAGGCGAUGCUGUAUCGCACAGUGGCAACUGGUCGAGACGUCAUUGAAAAACAGCACACCACACAGGAGGCCAGUUAUGGGCGAGACGCUCUUGCAAAGGCAAUGUACGAGCGUCUGUUCUGCUGGAUCGUUGGGCGCAUCAAUGACAUUAUUGAGGUGAAAAAUUAUGAUGCCAGAGUCCAUGGAAAGAACACGGUCAUCGGAGUGUUAGACAUCUAUGGGUUUGAAAUUUUCCAGAACAACAGUUUUGAGCAGUUUUGCAUCAACUACUGUAAUGAAAAACUGCAGCAACUCUUCAUUCAGCUGGUUCUGAAGCAGGAGCAGGAGGAGUAUCAGAGAGAAGGCAUCCCCUGGAAACAUAUUGAUUACUUCAACAACCAGAUUAUUGUUGACCUGGUGGAGCAGCAGCAUAAAGGCAUCUUCUCUGUUCUGGAUGAAGCCUGCAUGAAUGUGGGCAAAGUCACGGACGAGGUCUUCCUGCAGGGACUGAACGUCAAGCUGGCCAAGCACGCCCACUUCACAAGCCGCAAGCUCUCACCAACUGAUAAGAGUCUGGAGUUCGACAGAGACUUUCGCAUCAGGCACUAUGCAGGGGACGUGGCGUACUCUGUGGUGGGCUUUAUUGAUAAGAACAAAGACACCCUGUUCCAAGACUUCAAGAGGCUUUUGUACAACAGUUCCAAUCCAGUACUGAAGGGGAUGUGGCCUGAGGGCAAACUGAGAAUUACAGAGGUCACCAAACGGCCACUGACAGCAGCAACAAUCUUCAAAAACUCCAUGAUUUCUUUGGUGGAGAACCUUGCCAGCAAGGAACCCUACUACGUCCGCUGCAUCAAGCCCAAUGACGUCAAAUCUCCUCUUCUGUUUGAGCCCGAACGCUGCCGCCACCAGGUGGAGUAUCUCGGCCUGUUGGAGAACGUCAGAGUGCGUCGGGCCGGCUUCGCCUACAGACAGAUAUAUCAGCGGUUUCUGCAGAGAUACAAGAUGAUCUCAGAGUUUACAUGGCCCAACCAUGACCUGCCAUCAGACAAAGAUGCCGUUAAGAAGCUUCUGCAGGGCUGCAAGUUUGACCACGACGUGGCUUACGGCAAAACAAAGGUCUUCAUCCGCACUCCUCGUACUCUCUUCAGCCUGGAGGAGCAGCGAUCUGAAAUGGUCCAAAGAAUUGUCAUCUUCCUCCAGAAGGUUUGGCGGGGCACUCUCGCCAGAAUGCGAUACCGGCGGAUGCGCGCUGCCCUCAUAAUCCUGCGGGCCUACCGACGCUACAAGGUCAAGUCCUACAUCCGCGAGGUCAACCGUCGCUUCAAAAAUGUUCGCUCCAUGAAAGACCACGGCAGACAUGUGAAGUGGCCGACACCUCCUAAAGUCCUUCGCAAGUUUGAAGAGGCAAUGAAGAGCAUCUAUAACAGGUGGUGGGCAUGGACACUGAUCAAAGGCCUUUCUCCAGAGGAGACUCUGCAGGUCAGGGCCAAGGUAGCCAGCCUGGAGGCUCUGAAGGGCCAGAGGGCCGACUUGGGUUUGCAACGACCUUGGGAGGGAAACUAUGUGAAACGUGACAACCCUGACACCGCUUCGUCAUUCACUCUUGUUUCCAGCGAGCUGCAGCGGAAAGACAAGUUCAUGAGAGUUUUGUUCUCCUGCAACGUGAGAAAGAUCAACCGUUUUCACAAGGCGGAGGACCGGGCUCUGCUCAUCUCUGACCGACACCUGUAUAAAAUGGACCCCCUGAAGCAGUACAAACCCAUGAAGAGCAUCCCCCUCUACAAUGUGACAGGACUGAGCGUGUCCCCUGGGAAGGAUCAGCUGGUUGUUUUUCACACCAAGGACAGUCGGGAUCUCGUGGUGUGCCUGCAGCGCAUGGUGCCUGCCAAUGAGAGCCGCAUCGGGGAGCUGGUUGGCACCCUGCUCAGUCAUUUCAAGAGUGAGAAGAGGAAGCUGCAGGUGAACAUUACAAGCCCCAUCCAGUGCAGCAUGAACGGACGAAAGUGCACGGUCGUCGUCGAGCCAAAGAUCAACCAGUCACAUCCUGACUUCACCAAGAGCCGAGCUGGCUACAUCCUGGCUGUUCCUGGCAACUAAAACGGGCCAAAAGAAGAAAAGCGCAAUAGCUGAUUUUUAAACCAUUCCGAGAUUAUAAUGAAGAUUGUUUUGAUUUGCAGAGCUGCUGUUGAUGUGGCGAGUAGCUCUACAUAUGGAUUGAUUCUUUAAGCUAAGCCAAAUUUGUCCUAGUUUUGUUAGUUGUAUCAUUAAAGACGGUGAUAUCGGCUAAAAGGAUAUGAACUUAUUACUUACCAAAGGGGAACUGUUGCUUUGGUUAAAAUCUGUAUUUAAGUUGAUUUGCUUUGUGCAAUAUUUAGUUCGCUGCAUACUGAUUAGUGUUAAUCCAGGUGAGAAUGGAUUAUCUAAAAGCUGUUCUCAGAAACACCGUUGUUGCGUAAUAUCAGCAAAAUCCAAACGUUUCACAGGAAUUUCUAAUCCCUGAAGCUGGGAGCCCUUGAAAAAUGAAGAAUACGGUCGAUUAUGUUUGCUUUCAUGUGUACCAUUUGUGUUUUCAAAAACUAUAAUGCUACCAAAGACCGUUCCUAUCUAAAGGAGAUAAUGAAGAACCUGGAAUGUCUGCUUUCCUUAAUGUUUACAUGUGUAUCAUGAAACUGGGCCAAAGUCUCAGUGACAAAUUAUUUUAGUUGUCAUCACAGGAUGUUUGGUAGAAUGUGUUGAGCACAUUCUUAGCGAAACAAUCCUGCUACAUAAGCAUGUUAAAGCGUUGGCAAAAAAUGAACAGCAAGUAGCAAAUUAAACAAACUCUUUUCAUUUUAUUUCAUAUUGACUGUAGGCGUAAAACUCAAUGCUUUAUCAGAAUUGCUUGCCAGUUCUUCAUAAAGAUGGAGAUCAUGUCUGAGUGAGACUAAAGAUGCAGGUUAUCUUUUCUAACUCCAUUAGUUUGCUCAGAGCUUCACCUAUAGACCACAGAGACGGGGUUGGACACAUUUGGACAGUUCUUUUCAUCAGUCAGCUCUUUGGAGACUUGUCUUUUACUCUUCUCAAAGCGUGGAAACCCAAACAGCUCAAACCACAUGAUUUGUCUUCCACAAGGUGUCAGUUGUGCUACAGUCAUCCCUUAGCUUUUUUUUUGUGCUGGCUAAAUACAGAAUGUGUUUUUCUCUGUUUUGCAAAAGAAUCUGUCAACACUGAAUUUCACCAAACACAAAUUUCAUGUUUUAGAAUGUGGAUUUCAUUGUACGGUAAUAAAUGAAAAAAAAGAUGCAUAUACAAAAUACAAAACCAUUAAAAAUAACGAGAUACACACAGUUUGCACAAAGGCGAUGUCAGUUAAAAGCCCCUGGCCUUUCACACCACAUAUUCAUAGCUCACUCAUUAGCAAUAAUAUUCAAAUCCAUCCUUGGAUUGAACAGACAAAGUAGAGAGUUUGGGUUAAAACUAUUCUAACCCCAUUUUCCCUUUGAGGUGAAAUAUUUAUUUCUGAUCUUUUUAAUGUUUUCCACAGAAAAUUGUUCUUGUAGAUGUUCUGGAGCUUUCACUAAAACAAUUCUUUUCCAUCUUACAUUGUUGCUAACAAGCUAACUGCUAACAUCCUAGCUUACAAACUAACCACUAAGCCAUUAUUAAAUAGUUUGCUGCUGCUGUGCAAGCUAGUUAGAUAACCAUUAAUGAAAUAUAACAAAGAAAUUUUAAAAGGACCAAUCAGAUUGAUUUGAUUUCUGUUUACAUGGCUUCUGGUGUUUAGGAGAGUCUGCUGAUAAUAGGAGUGAGUUAAAUUUGAAAGUAAUAAUGUUUUAUUCAUGCUGUAUUUAUAUUAAACCUUAGAUACUCUUAACUAUAAAAAAUGUUAAAAUUCCUUCAUGUACAGUUGCUUAAUACUUUGACCGUUGUUCUAGUUUUGAUCCUGAAAGUUAUUAGAGAGCUCCAGAACAUUUACAGAAAUGUUCACUUCAUUUGCUGUUUUUUUUGAACAACAGGAAGUAUCUGCCUAAUCUCCAUGUUCUGGUUACAAUUUCCACACAGCUGGUUAUAGGAGGUCUAAAUGUCUUUCUAGAUGUUUUAAUGUGAAUUGCAUAAAUGACAAACUCAAGCAAAAAGACACAAAAGGAUUACACAGCCAAAGCUCCCGUUGUGUUUUCUCUUGACUAAAAGCUUUCUUUAUGCUUCACAACAGGAAGGAGAACUUUAGUGGACUUUUAGGCAAGUACCGCACAGUCGGCCAACUGUGUGGGAUUUAUCCAGGUGUUGUUUCAUUACUUUGACAAUGUUUCCACUUUUUGAAGAGUUAUACAUAUUCCGUUGGUUAAUGAAGCACUUUUAGACGAGAAAAACUGUUGUGAAAAUUGUAGUGAAAAAAUCGAAUCAGGGAAGUGUUAUAGGUUUUAUUAGACAGUCUACAAAGGAGUAGUUUCUGUGCAUGAGUGUGUGUGUGAACUGUAACAGUGCAGCUCUGCAUAUCCUCCGGCGUGGUAAUUUCCCACUGGAUUUUCCUCUUUUCCCACCUCUCUGCUUGGCUCUUCACCGCUCAUCAUUAGGAUGGACUUUGUGUCAUUUCUUACUUCAGCACUUCUCUCCAGGCCAGACAAGGGUUGGUGAACAAAGCCUCAUUUUUGCUUCCUUCCCUUCUCCUGUCUCCCGCAUUGAAUGUCUCCACUCUACAUCAAAUCACUUGGCUCCUGGACCAGCGUAGCUCACUGUACUGCUGGUCGUUUAAAGAUUUUUUGUUUUGCUUUUUUGUUUUGUUCUUUUAUUUGUUUUACUCCGUUUUCAUGAACUCAAAUGUUUUCAAAUAACAUUUUUAAAAAUACAAGAUUGCAAAGAAGAAUUAUGGAUAUCCCAAAGCAUUUCAUAGAGUACACAGUAUUUCAAAUUUAUUAUCGUACUACCAACAUUAUUUGAUUGUUAUUUUGUUAAAUAUUGCAGAAAGAGUUCGAGACAAAUUUGGUACUUUCCGAAAUAUGGAUAAGACUUCUCAUUAUCUGUUGCAAUGAAGCUAAAAACAAAAAACUGUAAAGCUACGUACAUCAUUAUUUACCACUAAUCAUGUAGCCAUCGUCAUUAAUCUAUGUAUUCACAUAUGGCAUGUUUUUCUGUUAUUAUGCCGCACAAAUGCUCACAAUCUAUCUGGCCACAAAUCUGUUUUAUUAUUUUAUGUAUUUUUGAAAUACGCAGGGAUUUUUGUACAACAAAAGAACUUUACACUACUGUGAAAAGUUCUAAUUCUUAUUUUUUUCCUAUUUUACUUCCCAUGAGAGAGAUUUUGUUGUAAUCUAUCAAAACGAUAUUAUUAAAAAAAAAAAAAAAGGUUCUUGAGGCCUUAAUGUGUUUGCUUUGGAUUUUUUAUGCUUUUUCAUUUAAAAUAUUACAUUUCAGAUGCUCGGCUCAUCACAAAAACAGUUUGUUCCCAUUUCAUUUCAUAAAUCUGUGAAACACAUUUUAAAAAGACAGAAAAUUGUUUUUUUUCCUUGACAUGAUUGUUUCCAAACAACUAUUUGCUGAAAAUUUGAGUUAUAGUUUCCCCAAGUUAUAAAGUUCAAAAUAAACUGUCACAAGCUGUAGGCCGGAGUAGUUUUCUGUUCUGUCCUUAGAGCAAAUGAAUAAAAGCCAAAAGCAGUCGAGUUUUUGCAUCUGCACUUUCUAACUUCUGCUGAUUUGUGGCUAAAUCUGUAAAAGUAACUCCCCAGGAUAUUCUGAUCACUUGUCGUUUCUGAAAAAUACCGUACAUUACAAUGCAUACAUUACUGUUAUUCGAAGGCCGAGGAAAAAUAUGCAGUGUUGGCAGAUUUAUUUUUCUUUGAUUUAUUUUUGGGAUUUUUUCAAAGUAAUUUGACAUUCAGUUAAUAUAGAAAUAUUGUUAAAAACCAUCUUAUUUCUAGUUAUCCCGUUAUGCAUGAGUCUAAAUCUGAAUGACAGCUUUUGUGCCAUUACAUUCUUCCCCUUACUGUGAUCUAUUGUUGUUGUUUUUUUUUGUUUUUUUUAUCCAAUCCAUGUCAGCCAAAUUGCAACUGAUUAUAUCUUCUCUCUGUAAUUUCUGUUGUCAGCGGCUUUAAGUUAAAUCUGUGUGUAUGCACCUUUCCUUCAAUAUGUGCCUAAUUUUAUAUUAAGUUUAUAUUUUGUAAUAUUUCCAUACUAUAUAUAAUGAAAAAAAAUCGCAAGUAAAACUAAAGGGAAAUGCUGUAAUUCUGUGUUGUGCAUAGUGUUUUUGUAUGAUUCAGGUUCAGCUGUUUAUGAUCCAGAAUGAUCAAUAUUGCAUUAAUCAAUUUAUUAAUAAAUGUAUUUGCUUCAA
Xiphophorus maculatus (southern platyfish) is the source of this 7557-nucleotide messenger RNA. It is a transcript of the gene myo1d, whose product is annotated as myosin ID. The record is from RefSeq and is a predicted model, not a curated record. The transcript has 22 exons. Bases 336 to 3350 code for a protein of 1004 amino acids. Gene Ontology annotation, cellular component: cytoplasm; actin cytoskeleton; vesicle. Gene Ontology annotation, molecular function: microfilament motor activity; ATP binding; actin filament binding. Gene Ontology annotation, biological process: actin filament organization; vesicle transport along actin filament. NCBI's taxonomy places the organism in Eukaryota, Metazoa, Chordata, Actinopteri, Cyprinodontiformes, Poeciliidae.